Cucumis melo (muskmelon) is the source of this 2028-nucleotide messenger RNA. RefSeq names its product S-protein homolog 6. Lineage: Eukaryota; Viridiplantae; Streptophyta; Magnoliopsida; Cucurbitales; Cucurbitaceae. The transcript has a single exon. Bases 1313 to 1750 code for a protein of 145 amino acids. The record is from RefSeq and is a predicted model, not a curated record.
GUCGUUGGGUCAUUAUGUUCAAUGCGUGGGUAUAGUCGAUGUAUUCUUGACCAUCUUGAAUAUAUUGUUGUCCUGGGAUCCAAAGGAUAGCAAUGAAGUAAUAUAUUCUUAUGGUAGGGAUCUUAAAUAAAAGGACUUUUCUUUCCCUUUAUUUAAAUGAUAUAAAAAGGAAUAGUUGAAAUUAUAAUUUGGGAAAUAAUUCACUACUAUGGUCUUUUUUUUAGUUUUUGAUAUAUAAAACUAAUUUUGUUAGCUAAUAUAACAUAACAACCAUGUCUGAAUUUUUCUGGUUUCUGAAUUAUAAAACUUUGUUAGCUAACAUAACAAGUAUAUCUAAAUUUUUAUGUAUUUUGAAAAUGAGUUAUUUUAAUUUUUUUUUUUAUAAUAAUUAUCAUUAUGUUUAUGUGUGUUCCAAUCUCGGGAACAAUUGUUUGACUCUAGUACAUUUGAUAAGAAAACAAAUAAGACGUUGAAAUAUAGGUAGAAGUUAUCCGGACCUGAAUUCACCCCUUCUUUGUUAUCUUCAUGGCCUUUUCUUUACUAGUGUGCCUAUCCCACACUGAUAAUUUAGUUUAAAAUUUUCAGUGACUUGAAUUUUAAAAACUAUUUCAAUUGCAGUUUACAGGAUGAUCAGAAAGAAAAUCGUUACCGAAGAGCUUCUAACCAAUUAUAUUUAACUUUGUUAAUUCGAAGUGUUUACAGGAGCACUAACGCUUUCUGAUGAUUACAGGGCAUUUGUUUUAAUAUGAGUUUUUAUUGUAAAGUACUUUCGGGACUAUUGGCGUCGCUAUUAUACAGAGCUUUCACAUCGCAUAUUUUAAGUCCACGGUGUGAUAAUUAAUUACACUGCCAUUUUCUUCAGGGGCUAACUUUGAACAUGUCAUUAAGAUUUUCAUCAUUUUCCUAAAGAAAGUUCUGAAAAAUCACGCGCCGCGUCUUUGCUAGUGGGUGUGCAUCUACAUUUUUCUCUUCCAGAUGUUCAAUAUAUAGAACAUGUGUCAAAUUCAUGGAGGAGCAUAUAAUCCUCCCUUGAUAUGUUCUACGAGAAUAUCUAGAAAGGAAAAGACAUACAUACGGUUCUUCUACCUAAGUUUUCACAACCAUUUUUCUUAGUACCGUCUACUACAUAUUUAACACAAAAGAAAUGAAUAGUGAAAGUGCAUUUCACUGAACUAGUACGUUCUCAUCAUUGAGAACGUAAAUAGUCUAGAAUUACCGCUCUUAGAAAAAAGAAGCUAAGAAGCUAGCUUCGAGACCAUAUAAAGCAACACUGCCAUCAUUUGCACCAGAAAAUUUGAGUUUCCAUUCUUUCAUGAUCAUGAAGAUUCUCGUUAGCAUUCUGAUGCUCAUUUUCUUCCCAUUCUUCACUGUUUUCGUGUCAUUGUUACCUGCAGAGCAACUGUUUGGCAUAGAAUACGAAGUCCGUGUGAUCAAUGGCUUCACAAACAACUCCUCACUUCCUCUAGUGAUAUGGUGCGCUUCCAAAGAUGGUGAUAUUGGCGGGCGUGCACUCCAGGAGCAUGAUGAUUUCAGUUGGCCUGUCAAGACCAACUUCUGGAUUACUACAACAACCUCUCAAUUCUCAUGCACUGUCAAAUUGGACCGUACAAGGAAGAGUUUUGAUGCAUUCAAGGUACCAAGAGAUAUCUAUCGCUGUAGUGCUCUCAGGAAAUGCUCAUGGCUGGUUAUGGAAGAUGGGUUUUAUUUCAGUGAUGAUGAAGUAAACUGGAAGAAGGAUUUCUCAUGGUAAAGCACCAGACCAGCUAAGUUCUCUCUACUCUACUCUACUCUACUCUACUCUGUUCUACUUCUACUUCUCUACUAGUUUUGCUUUUACUGUCUUGAUCUUGGCCUUUCCGAAGUUAGAUUCUAUAGUGUAGUUCAGGAAAGGAAGGCUAUUUUGAAUCAUAAAUGAGUUUAGCGAAGGAAUUUGAAUUCCCCGGUUAUCUACCUAGUAAAAAUCGCCUUUUGUUUUUGUACCGUGUACCUCUUGAAUUAAUUAAUAAUAAAUCUCUUUUUUUAGGCGAA